Molecule: messenger RNA, 2483 nt
Organism: Carassius gibelio (silver crucian carp)
Lineage: Eukaryota; Metazoa; Chordata; Actinopteri; Cypriniformes; Cyprinidae
Product: photoreceptor outer segment membrane glycoprotein 2-like
Exons: 4
Coding region: 687-1781 (364 amino acids)
Biological process (GO): visual perception
Cellular component (GO): membrane
Source: RefSeq, a predicted model, not a curated record
ACACACACACAAACACACAUCCCAGUCAGUGAGAUUUGUGCUGGUGGCAGAAGGUACUCUUCCAAAUCCACCCGGGCUGUUUACUGAUUAGAAGGAAUUAUGAGAGAGGUCAGAGCUGAGUCUGCGGUAGACACUAACACAUAUCAGUUUUCAUCAGCAAACAAUGCCUUCAGAUUGUUUCACAAAAAUGUAAGGCAUCUGAUGGAGACCAAGAGAAGAAUCACUUGGAACAGGGCGGGAUGCUAUUGAGUGAUGGAUCGGCAUGGAUGGGUAUACAUUUGCAAAACUGGAAAUAAUUUCAGUUUUACUGUGUUUGUAAAGGACCUCACAUGGCCUCACCAAACAGUUUGACGGAACCAGAAUGGUUUAGAUUUCCCCAAAAGCUCCUUUUUAUAAGUCAAUUAAAGUAAAUUUUCAUUGAUAUCCAGUUUUUCUCACAAUUGAAAUGAAUAAGCUCCAUGAAUACCUUUUGGAGAUUGUUUUCAAGGUCUUUCCAUUGAUUGACACUCACUAAGUUAGCUUAAGAAGCUAAUUGCUAAGAAGUCCAUUCAUGUUAUCUUCCAUAGUAACCUUGUACACCUCAUUGACUUACAUCUAAAACUAAUUUAGUUUAUCUUUUGUACUAGUAACUUUAGUAGACUUCCACAAGAUCAAUUAAAUCAAAGGUUCUCUGAAACAGUGGUAAGAUGGCUGUGCUGCCAAUAAAAUUUACCAAAACCAAGAGAGACAAACUGGCCCAGGUUUUGUGGGUACUAAACUGGAUAUCCGUUGCAACAGGCAUCAUUCUCUUUAGCUUGGGCAUCUUUCUAAAAGUUGAAAUUAACAAGCGGCAGGAUCUAAUGGCUGAGAGUCAGCUCCAAUCCGUGCCAAACAUGUUAAUUGCCGUGGGACUUAUAGCUUGCCUGAUUAACUUUUUGGGAGGAAAGAUCUGCUAUGACUGUGUGGACACCAACAAAUUCCUACGCUGGAAGUUGGUGAUGCUCCCGUACAUCAUUUGCACGUUUUUCUUCACUCUGAGCGUGCUCGUGGGUGCACUGAUGUGCUACAGCAUGCACGGACAGCUGGAGGAAGCGCUAACACUGGGGCUACGUGAUGCUAUGCGUCACUAUAAGGACACAGACACACCAGGCCGCUGCUUCUUGAAGCGCACAGUGGACCAGCUCCAGAUCCAGUUCCAAUGCUGUGGGAACGAGGGCUACAGAGAUUGGUUCCAGAUCCAGUGGGUCAGCAACCGAUAUUUGGAUAUGUCUCAACGGGAAGUGGUAGAUCGUCUGCGAAGCAACGUUGAGGGAAAGUACCUCAUGGACGGAGUUCCCUUCAGCUGCUGCAGUGUCAACUCUCCUCGGCCAUGCAUUCAGCACCAAAUCACCAAUAACUCCGCCCACUUUAAUUACGACUUCCAGACAGAGGAGCUGAACCUGUGGACGAGAGGAUGUCGUCAGGCUCUGCGAGACUAUUACACCAACAUCAUGCAUUCUGUCGGCCUCACGGUUCUGAUCAUCUGGCUCUUUGAGCUCUCUGUGUUAACGGGGGUCCGUUACCUCCAAACGUCUCUGGAGAACGUGCUGCGGCAGGGGGACCCUGAGUGUGAGUCAGACGGGUGGCUCCUGGAGAACAGCUUUGUGGAGACGGCUCGCUCUAACCUCAACAUCAUCAAACACCUGGGCAAGUUCAAUCAGAUCAACAUAUCAAGCAAUGGAGAUCCAAACCUUGACAAACCACCUACAGCACACUAUGGUCCAGACAAUGUGCCUCCAAAGCCUCUUCCAAUGCCCAGUUAGGUCUUCAGAAUGCUCCUUUUGGCCAGAAACAUUACAUUACAAGCCACAGAAGAUGACUAGAAAUGAUGAUUCAGUAAAAAUUGGCAUGGCAUUGUAAAGCAAGAACAGAGUGAUAUUACAACACACAACAUACUUGAGGUCUGUUGUAAAUUAACACUUAAGAACUAAACCAAGUAGCCUACUGUUUUAACACAAAAGGCAAAGCAUCAUGGGGCCUUUUUUUUAAUAUGUAUAACAUGCCUCUCAUUAAGAAUACAACCGUUCAAUUAUUUUGUGUUUUAGAUUCGCGUGUGAAUCAUGUGAUUACUGGAGAGUAGGCCUGCUAGCUAUCACUGGAAUUAUUUAGAGCUUCACUGUUUCAUUAGGAUGUUCAUUAGUCAUUUUAGUCUAUAUCUGUGAAAUCGAACUACAUAUGAUUGCUCUCUCUCUCUAUCAAUAUUUACAUGAAGUCAAACUGUCAGCUUACCCAUUACAAGCCAGCAAAAAUUCUUAUCUCAUGCCUUGGUCUCAUGCCUAAAGCCAGGUAUCGUAAUCACAGUUGAAAACAUGAUACCAACUGCCUCUAUAAACACAUUUUCCAAAAAAUGUUUUUAUUUUUUUUAUACAAACCAGACCCGUGUCUAAAAUAUAUCAUGAAUAUGUAAUGACAAUAAAAGCAACAUGUACAUUUAAUAAAUACAUUAAUAAAGGGCUUAAAGUGUG